Molecule: messenger RNA, 552 nt
Organism: Trichosporon asahii var. asahii CBS 2479
Lineage: Eukaryota; Fungi; Basidiomycota; Tremellomycetes; Trichosporonales; Trichosporonaceae
Exons: 2
Coding region: 1-552 (183 amino acids)
Source: RefSeq, a predicted model, not a curated record
AUGGAGAAGCGCAUGAAGGGCAAGGAGGGCCUGCUGCGCCUCGGAGACGCAGGGCAAUACCGAAACCGGAACGGCCGCGCAGUCCUAAUGUUGAUUUGGAAGCCAAAGGUGCCAGACGUCGAGGACCAUCGCGACUGCCCGGCUCCGAGCGAUAUGCUUCGUGCUGGUCUCAGCCGCCAGUUUGCCGAUGAGAACCAAACCCAUGUGGCUGCUCUUCACAGCAAGCUGACCGCCGGAUACAUUUCCAUUCCGGAGAGUCUGGUCAAGGAGUACUUCAGUUCCGUCGCACAUCUUUGGAUGGAUGACGACUACCUGACACUCUCCGAUGGCACGGUGGGGCAUUACGACCGGAGAUUCAGUGGGAUGAUAGUCGAGGAUUUGGCGUCCCUUGCAGUGUGCGAAUACUCGCAGGAAGAUCUUAGGACCGACCAGCGGUUCCGAAAGUGCUGGGCACUAGAAGACUGGGGCCCGGCUCCAGCCGCAGACCCUCAACAGCCCGCCGGCAUUGCUAAGGUCCUCCAAAGCUGGAUGCAAUUGUCGCAAUUCUCUUAG